Messenger RNA from Amphiprion ocellaris (clown anemonefish), 6398 nucleotides. RefSeq names its product cortexin 2 (gene ctxn2). The coding region runs from base 1223 to 1468 and encodes 81 amino acids. The record is from RefSeq and is a predicted model, not a curated record. The transcript is spliced from 2 exons. Lineage: Eukaryota; Metazoa; Chordata; Actinopteri; Pomacentridae.
CCUUUAAGCAGAGGGGUUAUUCAAUCUUGCCACAGCAAACAGCACCAAUUAAAGACACAUCAUCAGACCCGGCUUGGAGGAUAAUGCUGCGCUGUACCGAAAAUACCUUUGCAGCAGCAUUUACUGGCCAGGAACAGCGAGAGGCAGCAUUUCUCCUGCUGGCUUAGCCGUGAUAUUCCUCCCAGAUUUUGGUGGAGUCAUUUUGAGAAAAGCCAAAUAAGAGGGGAAGAGUGAGGAGAGGAGACGGAGAAGACGCAGAUUUGCUUGUUUAUGCUGUUGCAUCCAUCCUGGUGCUGCUGGAGGAGGAGGGAAGGGGGUGAAUGUUGUGAAUGACUGAGGCAGCAGAGCAGCUGAGUGAGACUAACAAGUGGUUGCCAUGCAGCAGGAGCAAGCGUGCGUGCUUCUGGAGGGGGAGAUAGAGAAACAGAAUGAUAAUGAGCAGGAGGCAGCAAGUAAAGGAGCAUGAGGACAGGAGCUGGAUCUCUCAGAAGAGACACACAUGACAGCUUGAUCCAGUCUCUCCUCCCCUGCCUCUCUGUUUCUCUCUACCUCCAGCUUUUUUUUUUUUUUUUUUUUGCUUAGAUGGGCAGUUAGCCUAGCACACCCAGUGUGCCAGCAAUGGAUGGAUUAAUGGAUAUACGUCUGAGGGCUCCGAAAAGGGGGAGUUGUUCGCGAGAAACAGCAGCAACAGGUCUGUAAGGAUGGCACGAUAAUGAUGGUGAGAUGCCUGCUUUUUCUUCCUUAGACAUCCUCACUAGAGAAUCUGUCAAUGCAGUCUCUCUCUUUCACCCCUACCUCACUCCCUCCCUCUCUCUUUCACCAUGCAUACUUGUGCAGUGUCCUCCUCAUCAUUCCACUUCCUUUCUCCUCGCCUGUCUUUCCCAGUUCUCUGUGUUAAUUUGCCCUGUCCCCGUCUGUAUGCAUCCUCCCUCUCUCCUCCAACCCUCCCCUCCAUCCCCUCCCCUCCCGUCCUCUCACCCGAGCCACCUGCUGCUGAUUGUGUUCAUGUGAAAGAUUUGGGAGGAAAAGAAUGACAGACUUCCACUUGUGUGACCAAACCCACCAAUUUUGCGAUUAUGUUUGGUCCAUUACCGUCGCUUUCUCACCGUCUGACGGAAUUACAGUCUGGCAGGCAUCUGCUCACACGCAACAGGUAACAUGCAGGCUUCUAAACGCCUGACCCUAUCAGAGGAGAGAUGAGGCACCUAGAUGUUGGUUUACCAUGAGUAGCGUCCAUUACAACCACUCCCUUGCUGCCAUGAGCGGAAACGACAUGAUGGCGCACUCUCUGACUCUGGAGCAGAAGACAGCAUUUGCUUUUGUGGGGAUGCUACUGGUGUUCUUGGGGCUGCUGAUAGUGAGGUGUUUCAGGAUCCUGCUGGACCCUUACAGCAGCAUGCCCUCCUCCAACUGGGCCGAUGGCAUUGAGGGGCUGGAGAAAGGGACGUUUGAGUACGCCCUGACUUAACACAGGGACACACACAUCCAUGGAUGUCCUCACAAACAGAAAUGUCUAUAGAAACACGUACACAAAUACACUUGCAAACACACCCACACACAUAAGCCACAGCUUUGCACAACCACUGCACCUGACAUCUCUCUGUGACGCACCGAACUAAGAAACUGAAGCUGUGUAUGUUGUUCAAUGUGUGUGCAUUGUUAGUUCAGAGUCAGAGUCUCUCUACUGUCUGUGACUACAUGUUUGUUGUGUGUGUGUGACCGAGUGUGAGGCAGAUGCUGUGUCAUAUUCUCUGCCCUUCUGCCAGGGGGUGUGUAUUUCAGCUCAUCGAUUUACACAGAACUUGGCUGAAGCUCCCUUUAACCCAUGCCUACAAGUUGAAUGUCUGUAGAUGCAAAGAGGUGGUAAGAGGGGAGCGUUCGUGGAACAGGGUGGGAAAUUUAGGGUGCAGUCGGACUGUUCAGAUAUAGUCUGAAGACUCAGGGACAAGAAUCCUUAUGUGAACUUAGAGUGGGAUACAGAGUGGUUGCACCUCUGCAAAGCAGAACUGUUCUGCACAAGAAUGUAUAUGGGUGGAUACAGGGUAUUAUGUCAAACUAGUGCUUUGUGGACUAAUCAAAUCCAAUCUGUUGGUGAUCCAAAGGGGAGCUGCUGCUGCUGCUGUGUGUACAGAUUGGUCCUUUCUGUGGUGUCUUGUUUUCAGAGGUCAUGAAAUGAAAGGCAACUGAACAAACUGUGAUUUACAUUAUGGUGUUACUGUUUCUAAAUGAUGCAAAAUCAACUCUCAGAGUUUGUACUGCUGCUGUUAUUGAGUGACGGUAUACUGUAUGUUGCCACAAUUACAUGUCCGAGUGAAAGAAAAAAAACACAACUGUUUACUUUUGACAGUAUGUCUGCAAAGACAUAUGAUAAUGUUGCUUUAUGAAUUGUCAAUUGUUCCCACAGACAAGCUUUCUGUCUAAAGGUUGGCUGAUGAGAUCAAGCCAAAGACCUUUUAAGGGGAAUGAGGACUGAGGACUAGGAAGGACUCUCUCACUCUCAGCGCUGCUAGUUUUCUAACGACAAGGAGAAACUCUCACUACCUGUCUGCAAAGGAAAAGGUCACAUGGAAAACAGGGGUGCGAUGUGUGCCAGCACUGCACGUGAACAUCUUUUUCCUCUAUUCUCAGCCAUCCUCAACCUUUCUCACCUGCUCUCUUCCUUCCAGACAGAGGAAGACAGGACAGUCCUUAACACAGACUCUGUAAUACGGCAGACUGCUCAAAGUCUGGAGUGUUCCUUUGCUAAUUUUUAACGGUCUACGGUUUCUCCUUAGUGCUGUGAAUCUGCCUUACUGUGACCUUCAAUGGGUUUAUGUGCCUUCAUCUAGAAACAUUAGCGCACCUGUGCGUGUGGGUGUAUGUGCGUAUGUGUGUGUGCGUGCGUGUCAUAUCAUGAUGACAGACCUGUUGCUUGCUCAGCCGGUGGUAGAGAUUUCGCCUUGAUUUCAUUUGAUUCAAUGAUGUGAAAUAAAUAGAAUUUCUUCACUUUAAAAUAUUGUUGGUCAAAUCUUUGCGUUUUGGGUCUCUUAUUUGAAAUCGGUGAAGCAGCAGUAGAUCAUUUUUUUCAUAUUAGCACGUUAAAGGAAAUAGCAGUGCCUUGGAAUAUCCCCUUGCUGAGAAUUUCAAGGCUUUUUUGUCGUGUCUGCCUCUAAACUGUGGCCAUAGUCGUCCGACAUCGCUGCGGCAACAGACAAAGAGGUAGCAAGAGAGUGCAUCAGAGAAACACUGGGGGAAAAUAGGCAGCCGGAUUUAUUUUAGAAGACUGGUAGUGGUAGAUUCUCUUACAGGAUUUUACGAUGCGCAAGUAUAUGUACGUGCAUGGUCUCGAGAGAGAGACGGGGUCGAAUACAGCAGCACAAAGUGAUACACUACAGUCUUGUGGUGAUAACACGAGUCUCAGGCUGCAGAGGCUAGCAGCCGUUCCUCCGGUGACCAGUUCACACUCAGAGGUCGCCAUGCACACCUUCCUCAGCACACAUCAUUGGUCAGGAAUGCAAUCAUUAUUGCGCCAUUAUCUCUGUCACCUGUGUGACAUCCUUAUCUGAAAUCUAUUUUUAGUGGAAAAAAACUCAGUUCUCUUCCUCUUCAGCCUACAAGCCCAGUUACAAUAAACCCACAAGUAAUAAGGGUAGCCUGUCAAAUUUUAACAAAUGUGUCUGCUUUGCAUUGUAUUUUCAUAUCUCACUGUGCAGUCAAGUCAUGUUGUGGCCUAAAGUUUAUUCAAAAUACACUAAUCACUUUCCCUUCUCAAUUCAAGACAACUAACCUUGCCGUUGCAUCCAAAAGGAGGAAAUUUGAUCUCAUUUAUUUAUUUUUUUGUAUAACAAAUAUAUAUUACUAAUUAUCAGAAUGGUGAGAAAUCCAUUCUUUUAUCGGACUCCUUCCUUUAGGGACACCAAAAUAAUUCAGACACAUUGUGCUUUGGCUGCUGGAUUUGCAAUAAAAUAGGAACUUGCAGAGUGCUUGCAGAAUCCUUGUUACAUAGUACAGGGCCAACGGGAUAAACCUUAGUUUUACUGAUUAUCAAUCAUUAGUUUUAUUACUUCUGGUCUUCGGACUUCACAGACUAUGUCCUUGAUUUGUUGUGAUAAGACCAAGAGGUACAUUUUUAUUACUGAAGUUAUCCAAAGUGCUGCGAUAGUUAAUUCACGUUUGGUACAGUGGUUUUCCAAAAAUAGCUUUUAGCAGUCAGAUCAUUGAAAUGUUAAGAACUGUAGCUGAUACAUUGUAUUAUUAUUAUUUUUGUGCUGGAGCCCACAUCAAUCUCACAUAGGAGCCUUGAUGGCAAAUCGGAAGCCUGAUGUGUUUGAUUUUAGAAUUGGAUUUAAUCUCUUUGAACACAUCUAGAGGGUUUUAUGCAUUACCUGCCAUGGUAUACAUCUUUCCUAAAGGCUAUUAAUGAUUAGAAAACUAUUAUGUGUAAUAAUUUACUUUUAAUAGAUUAAAAACUGCACUUUUAUGAUGAACUAAUAUGUUCACUUCUUGAAUAUCCAUUUCUGGUUAUUUGUAAGUAAAUGUUACUUCAAAAUGAUCAUAAAAUUAAAAAUAUUUCAUUUUUCAGUUAAAAAAAAUCUUGUCAUUGAAACAGAGCAAUUCAAACUACAUUGCAGUUAGACAUUUUAUUCUGCAAACAUUUAAGAAAAAAACAUGCAGGAGAAGAUUCCUGGCCCCAAAAAAUAUCUCAGUUGAAAAAUACAGGAAAAUAUGUUAACACAUCUGUUUGACCUGAAUAGCUGAAUUUGCAGAACGAUGCCUCUGACUGCAGAAACUCUGACCGCUGAGAGGUUACUUUGGGACAGUUAGCAGAGCAUGAGGAUCUUUAGACCAAUAUUUAAUGUAUGGAUUAAUCAGCUUUUAACUUGCUCUCUCUUUUUUUAUCAUUAAGAUUGCUUAUUUUGGUGUAUUAACUCAAAAGUCCUUUCUAGUUUUCUGUUUUUUAAUGUUAACCUCUUUCUUCUCUUUGACAAGGCAUGCAGAUACGUUGUGUUUGACUGGAGAUAUUUUGUUUUAUUCCUGAUUGACAGACAUACUGAGCAGGCCUAUACUGACUGAACUAUAGGGUUUACCCACCCUUUUGUUUAUUGCAGCCUUUUAAGAUUUCCCAUGACCUCAACUACAGCUGUGCAUUUUGGACUAGUCAUUAGACCCUAUAGUCAUAUAACCCUCAACCCCUGGUUAAUCUUAAAUUGUCAUGAUAAAGGCAUUGACAGGUUAUGUUGUCUUGUCAAGUUCUUCUAUCAAAGACAUCUCAAACAACCUUAAAUAACCAAAUUCAUGAAAAUGAUAGGUUUCCUGUCAUGUUUAUGGAGUUUUCCUCAAGUUGAGUGGUGCCAAAAGCUGCAGUGUUGCAUGAAACAAGAACUAUCUCUGCUAAAGAAUUAAAUAAAUUCUAAAUUUGACCAUGAACAUGUGCCACAAAAUUGAAGUUUAAUUGUAAAAAUGAUCUGUUAACAAUCUGUCUGAACAAAGAGAAGUAAGGCGAAAUAGGCGAGCUGUACUGCAGCAGCCGAUGCAUUCCUUAUGGAAAAAUUCAUUUCUUCACCAUGACUCAGUCGGUAUCAUUCUUACAGAAAAUCAUAACAACUUUAGACUACUGUGUUUCGAAUCUGAUAAGCGUUGAGCAAUUGAUUGCCUCCUUUCAAUCUGCCCAUAAAAGCACGUGCAGAAGUAUUUUCCUCAGCUUGCAAUACAGCCAAGGUCAGAUAUCCAGUCAUUAGCCUGCCUUUCACUGUGCGCAUAAAUCACUGUGGUGUAUCAGUAAUAAGGAAGUUUACCUGUUAGGAGAUCUUUUAAAGGCACUUUAGAAGUCAUGUGGCUCCAGUGAAGUGCCCCCGGCGUGUUCCCGUAAUUCAUGGUCUUAUAUUAACUCUCAUUUUCCUCAUGAAUAUGGCCAUUUCUUCUGUGCGAGCCAACCACUGACUUUCGCCUCUUAACAAUUUGUGGAGAAUCAUUAGAGACAACAUUCAUUUAAUCAGUGUUAUAACUCUUAAAGGUCCAAUACCUUGCAGUAGUUGCUGUCAGGUUGCUCUUACUCACAUAUCAAACUAUUUCUAUUGGUUAUAUCCUGUUGCUUACAUAUCUGUUGUGUAAUAAAGAAUUAUUGUACAGUAUUAGCCUUAUCUCUUUCUGUCACAGUGCCAUAAUGGCUCUGAAACCUUGAAACUUUUCCUACUUUGAUACUUUCUUCCAGUGGGAAUCUCCAUGUGGAUGCUCUCUGGUGAUUCAUCCAAAGGGCUCAUAGGUCUGAGGAAAUACUAUUCACAGGCCCAUAAACCGCAACCACAGAACAACAUGUGCUGUUGCCCUGUACAUCAGACAAUAAUAUUAGUAAUCAAUUCCUCAAGAACUCAGGCAAUGAGAGCUUUUAUCUCUCGUUUGGUUUUUAUGACUUGGUUAAU